Molecule: messenger RNA, 1845 nt
Organism: Ectocarpus siliculosus
Lineage: Eukaryota; Phaeophyceae; Ectocarpales; Ectocarpaceae
Source: the annotation of a GenBank genome assembly
AUGACUUCACUCCCAAAGAGGAUUAGACCAGUCCCUUUGCCUGAAGCUGUUCCUGCCACCCCAGUGCCUAGGACGCGAUGCCACGCCAUGCAUGGCAACAACUACGCCGCUCACGAUGAUGACCGUGCAGGUGGCAGGGCUGAUAUACACAACCUUGACGCGCCAGGUCAGCAGGAACGGCACCACUUUGGGGGCGCACCGGCAGGGAUUGGUGACGAUGUUGCUGCCAGCAGGGAUAUUUUUGGAGAACAAGGAGGAGGGUUCGGGUGGCUCAGAGAGUUUGGAAACGGAAAGACGGACAUCGCCGGGCUGGUUCUUUCGACGGUGCUCCUGAUGACGGCGGUGGGGGCACCACUAGGGGCCGCCGCGGACCUGGGAGUCGUGGACGGCCGUGUGCUCGACCCGUCCUCGCUCAGUCAUGGACCGACCGCCGUGCGCUUGAACGUUGAGAACGCGGUGCCAGUGCCCACAGCGGAGAAGGCAAGAGCUAAUCGUGUCGGCGCCUUGAACCUCGGGGGUCUGCCGCCGAGACGCCCGCCGGUGACUCGCGUUGCUGGUGUCGAAAGCGAGGUCGGGGCAGUCGGCGAGGCGUCGACACGGAGAACGGGGCCUCUGGCGAAGAUGGCGGGAGAUUCGAUGUCGGCGGUGCGCGACAUCGCGCACAGGGCGGGAGCGAUCGCGGCCUCGCGAGGGCCCGGAAGGGAAAGUGCCCCCGGUGCUCCCGGGCCCCUCCGUACGGCGAAACCAGACGUCCAUAAAGAACCACCCCCCGAAAAGACGGAAGACUCGGGAUCUGUCGUAGGCGAUGACCAUCCUCACACGUCUCUUCAGAGAGGGGUUCCCUCCGCCGGAAGGUCGACAACCGUCAAUGCCGUCCGGUCCGGGGGGCAAGUCGAGGACGGAACUGGGGCGGCUGCUAAGGCUGCUCGUUCGGACCAACUUGAGGAGCUGGAAAACGAGCACACCAAGCUGUUCGGAGAUUCCCUGCCGCUAUCCACCUUGCCCGACAGCUUCAAUCGCGCCAUCAGGAGAGCACUCCCGUCCGUGCUCCCGCCGGCGAUGGCCGUGUUCCUCACGGUGUCCAUGCCGGCCGUGAUACUGCUGCUGAAAGGAGUAGGCACUACGCUGGUGGCUGUCGCGAAAGGAUACGGGAAGGCAGACCGGCGGCGCUCAGACGACGGGCACGACGUUGGUUCCGCUCUGGAGGUCGGCUUCGGCGGUGGUGGCGGUGUUUUUGGUGGUAGUGUUGGCGGCGAAGGAAAACGCCGUGAACGCGGACCGGAAACCCCUGGUUCGGCCUUCCAAAUGUUUCUCGGAGGGAAUGGCGGCAGUGGUGGCGUUGAUGCGGGCGGAAGCGGACACGGUGGUGAUGUAGAUACCAGGGCGGGCGGUCCUAUGGGGGACAGCUCCGGGGGAGUCGCGCCGUUCGCGCCUCCUUUGACGGUGCAGCAGGUGAGCACGGAGAGACAGGGGUUCUUCUCCAAGCCGAGGCAGCAGCACCCGCAGUUAAAAGACACCGGUGGUGGGUUCGCGGUGGGAGACGACGCGAUGGCAGCAAUGGCGAUGGCGGCAAUGACUCAGGAACUGACAGUCAUGAAGCACUCACUACAAAAAGAGGUUGAAUCCAUGAGAAACGAGCUCGAGCGCGCGAGUGACGACUCGAGGCGCCUCACCGACAAGCUUUGCCGCCUAGAGGAAGACAACCGACGGCUUGAAGCUGUGGUAUCACGCUUGGGGGGGCAAGAUGCUCGGCGCCUCAAAGCCCAGUUAUUUUCGCUGCUAGCUUCGCCUUCGAUGGGACAGCUUGGACAAGGCAACCCCUCGACCCAGCUGAGCCCAGCCUGA